Molecule: messenger RNA, 15044 nt
Organism: Fopius arisanus
Lineage: Eukaryota; Metazoa; Arthropoda; Insecta; Hymenoptera; Braconidae
Gene: HERC2
Product: E3 ubiquitin-protein ligase HERC2
Exons: 4
Coding region: 93-15020 (4975 amino acids)
Biological process (GO): protein ubiquitination
Molecular function (GO): ubiquitin-protein transferase activity; zinc ion binding
Source: RefSeq, a predicted model, not a curated record
CUGUUCUCCAUCAACCCUGAAGAAGACGACUGGAAGAAGUAAUUAUGGAAAUCUAGGGGAGUUUCGAGGGAAAUAAAGCGAAAGUAAACAAAAUGAGUGGUCAGCUGAGCAUAAAAGUGAGACCAGAGCCACGUCUCGAUACAAAGUGGUUGAAAACCGAUUUGCAGAGAUUUCUGUGUCGAGAUGGUUUGGCCGAGUUGUGGAAUGGAAUGGUGAGAGAUGGAGAAAUCGUUGGAAGCUUCAGCGAUGGACUCAUCAAUGCUGCAGGAGUUGUUUCGAGGAAAGGUGACAGUGGGCAUUACUAUUGCAGCUUGCGAGUGCUCUCGUGCCUGUGCUGUGAUGGGAUAUGCGGUCCCCAGAGUGGCUGCAACUGUGGCCCGUGCCAGAAGCUGGACGAGGAGGAAGCGACGCUCGACGAGGAGAUAUCCUCAAACGUCAAAGACCCAGACAAGUCCCCCCCAUUGGCCCAGAGUACGAUGGACUCGUGGUUGUGGAGCACAAAGCCCUCGAAAACGGAUUGGGAGAUAAGUACAGAUACCCUGAUAAGAGAUCAAACCUUGCUCUGCAAUGAGGUGGCAAACAGUACAUUAUCAUCAACGAGAUUGCGUCAGAGGCUGGUGAUAGCUCGACGCUAUUUCACAGCUCUCUCCAGGCACAAACCCCAGGAGGAGAAGAAAUCCCUGCCAAUAGUGGAGACAGCCACAUCCCCAAAGCCUCCGAUUAAGCUGCCAAAAAUCACAGUGAAGCCCAGUGAACGAGCCGCUAUGGGUCUAGCUAGGGUGGGCACCAGAGCAGCCUUGAAUUUCUCUUUUGCGUACCUCCGGAGAGCCUGGCGCUCAGGAGAGGACGUUGAAUUUUGCAGCGAGAUCCUCUCCGAGUCCCUGGAGACCCUCCAGUCGCUUCCAGAGGCCACCCUAUUCGAGGAGAACAAUGUGUCUCAAGUUUGGCUGGAAGUUGUGGAGAAAUCCGCGAAAUUUUUACGUCAAGUCGUCACUGGUGACGUCGCCCAGCUGGUGACACCUACGACGACGUCCACCUGGUGCCCAGUGCCAGUAUCCGACCAGCACACUGCCCUCUGUCUACUCCUGGAGCUCGUCGCCCAACGGGCAACUCUCUCUAGCCUCCUGGACUCUGUCAUUCUUCUUCUUCACCUCAGUGAGAAAACCAUCAACCAAGACAACCGUGUGAUUCCCCCUACCUCAGGCAGCUGCGCCCCUCUGGUCCCUCUCCUGAGGAGACUGAACUCUGUGCCUGUCACCAAGUCACGAGGACCUCCUGGCAACGAGAGCAAACUCAAUCCAGGACCCUGCGAGGUCCUCCUCAAAUAUCUUCUCCUCCCUGACGAUGACACUGUACCCGUCGACCUCAGAAAGGCAGCUGUUGUCAUCAUGUGUAAUUUAUCUCGCCUCGCGAUCCCUCACCUGCCCAUCACCUCCACCAAUCCCACCAAUGCAUUUUUCAAAAAUCAAACAACCCAGACAACAGUUCAAGAGGUGAUCGCCUGGGGUGGGGUAAAACUCGGUAAUGGAACAUCUCCCUUCUACUGCAAUGCCAUCGCAGAACUCGGAGUUAGGCAGCUCUGCUGCACAGAACGUGCUCUCAUGAUUCUCACACAAAGCGGCAAAGUCUACUCGAUGCAUUAUGGAUCUGAGACACAGUAUCCGCAGAAAGUCGAGUUUGGGGGGAUGAAGAAAAACCCUGUAAUAAGCUCCAUUGCAUCCCAUCCUGAUGGCAAGCAUUAUCUUGCUCUCACUGAAGAAGGACUCACUUACUCCUGGGGUAGUGGCGAUGGCGGUAGACUGGGACACGGCAAUACCAUAGACUAUGAAAAUCCCAAAGUGGUAGAGGCACUGGCAGACAAGUCUAUUACAUUUAUCGCCUGUGGGAGCAACUACUCAGCUGCUGUGACUGCCACGGGGGAACUGUACACCUGGGGCAGGGGGAAUUACGGAAGGCUGGGGAAUGGCAACUGUGAUGAUGUGAUGGUACCCACUCUGGUGACAGCCCUCAAUGGCCAUGUAGUGGUUUACGUGGCGUGUGGUAGUGGUGACUCGCAGACUCUCUGCGUCACAGCGUCGGGGAUCGUCUUCUCCUGGGGGGACGGUGAUUAUGGGAAGUUGGGGAGGGGUGGUUCCGAUGGGUCAAAGAUUCCAAAGAUCGUGGACAAACUGCUCGAUGUUAACGUCACUAAAGUCUACUGUGGAGGACAGUUCUCCGCAGCUUUAACUGCUCAGGGAGAAAUCUACACCUGGGGAAAAGGAAGUGCUUAUCGGCUGGGCCAUGGCAACGAGGACCACGUGCGAUACCCAAAAAUGAUUGAGUCUAGGAAACUUAAAGGAAAGAGAGUUAAGGAAUUGUCAGUGGGCAAUGUCCUAGUGCUGGCCCUGACCGAGGACCAAGAGGUCUAUGGCUGGGGGAGGAACGACUACGGACAGAUAGAUCCAGGUCUGGGUUUCACAGUGUCCGAGCCGUUCCUGUGCACAGCCCUCACCUCGAAAAAUGUUAUUGGAAUCGUGUGUGGCCUAACCCAGAGUUUUGCCUGGUCGCUCUCGACGUGUUCAGUAGCUAUCCGAGUACCCUUUGUCGUUGACAUCUGUGAGAAGACCUUCAAACUGCUGGACAUGCUACUGACCAAGUCCUGUGAGGGUUUACCUGGGACAAGGCCACCUACUCAGGAUAGGGAGUGCCUGGCAGUGUCCACCCUCAAUCUCCUACGACUCCAGUUGCACGCAAUGAUUUCCCACAGGAUUGAACCCAAGACUGUGGGGCUGGCAGGGGGCACCAGCCUUCUUAAUUCAUUAAAACACAGGUGUGUGACUCUCGCCAGUGAGGCAGGUAUCCUGGCAACGAUCCAGGACGCUGCCCAAGCCCUCCUCCAGACUGGCUGGAGCAUCCUCCUUCCUACAGCCAACGAACGCGCCAAAACCCUCUCCAGUUUCCUUCCAAAUUCCAAUCACAAUUUCAAACCCCUCAGUGCUAAUCACAUCAACAAUUCCAGUAACAAACAUCACCACAACAAUCAUAAUCACGCAAUCAGCAACAAUAAUACACCUGACAGUAACAAGGGACAGCAAUUCAUGGCAGAUCUACUGGUGUCGAGUCUGAUGGCUGAUGGCGGGCUUGAGUACGCCCUGAAGGCGGCCAUCAGAGCUGAGAUAAUCGAUAUAUCCGAUGAGAAAGAGUCCAUAGCAUCCUCCAAUUCCACGACUGAAUUUAAAAACGAAAUUAAACAGGCCAAGGAAUUCAACUCAGAGAAACAGCACAACAUGACAAUUUCCUUAGUGCAGCUGGUGAAGCAACUAAUUAAGAAUGGAACCUGCAUCACCCAGGCGAAAUUCGAGGCCCUGGAGUUGAGCAAGGGAGGUAGAAAGCUCGAGGAUAGCCAAAAACUUGACAAUUCCCCCAGCACGAACCUUCUCCUCCGUUGGCAGAGGCUCCUGAUAGCCCAGAUCUACCACUGCAUUAAAGCGAGUACCAACGAGGAUGCACAGGAGCCCGAGAUUAUCGGUUCUCAGUCCCUUCUCCAAAAAUACAUCCUCCAGAUAUGCAAUCACGUGAAUGAUGUUUUGCCCACAGCCUGUGAAAUCGCUGGGACGAGCAGCAAAAAUUUUGUUCUAGUCGCCAUGAUAUUGAAGAGUGAUAUCGUAGCUAUUUUACUCCCAGAGCUAGUGAUUUGUCUGAUUCUCCUGCAGGUGGACAAUCCUAUGUUACUUCAUGGAAUGAACUGGAUGGAGAUACUGGCUCCAGUGCUGGAUAUUCUUGAUCAAUUCAAUAGGCUUGCGCCAACAUCCGAGAAAGACGACGCAGAUGAUCUCUCCUGGCCUGGAAUCAUCGCUCCCCAACAGGGAAAUAACUCGAGGCAAGCUCUAUCCAUUCCGGAGGAACCCACCCUCAUCAGGUCAGCCGACCUGGAGAAUCACAAUCGAGACGGUGGCCUUUGGAUUGUCGUGAAUAAUAACGUCUACGACGUCCAGGACUUUUGUCAAGAGGGACGUGACAGCUCGUCCUCGUCCUCUCUCUCCUCGUCUCUGGUGCAGAACACAAGAGAGGAGACAACACGUUUCGAUGGCAGCAAGGACAUUUCCAACACGAAGAACGCCAUUUCCCAGUUAAAUUCUGGUGUGAUGGAGUCGUGCUUCGUGGGAUACUACUGUCAGUCAGAGCCUGAUAGCACACAGUUCACUAUUGAGAUCAUGGACGUGUGCUCGUCUUUUUUGGACGUCGAAAGGGCUUUAAGUUUUCUCCUGGGGCUUCAUGCUCACAGAAUGAGGCAGAGUCUUCCUCUGUUGCCUGCUGAGGAGGAGGCUGGUGUCUGGCUGUCGGCCAACUUUCUCAGGGGAGGCCUCCAGGUACUGCAGCCGACCAAUCCCUUCGAGGAGGAGAAAGACGAGGCCAAAAGUAAUCACUCCACGGCUGCCAAUUCACCCACUGAACCUGGGGCUCCAACUCCUGGAACCGCCGUUGGUAUUUCUACCAGUGUCUCCACUACCAUCACCACUAGCUCCGCUGGAAACACAACGGCAACACCUGGGAGGGAUAAAUUCCAGAAUAAAACAAAACAAAGUGAAUCCAGAGUUGUUUCCUUCGUGCAUGCCCUGGCUGAGGGCCACAAGACAGAUAAUUACGUUCAGACCUUUUUGAAGAUGGUGGAGAAGUACAGUAAGGCCAAUAAUUUAUUGUCUCAUGUGGAUUUUUACGGGGAUCACCCUGUGGAGGAGGUGGGGAGGCUCCUCAUGGCAGUUAUCAUCAAACAUCUGGCCUUGGGUCAUCAGACGAUUGCCCUCGUCGAUCAAGAAUUAACGGAGAGUGAUAAUGCGAAACUCUCGAAGCCCCUUAUCGAUAUGGUGAAACUUAUUCAUCAAACCAAGUGGAAUCUUAUCAGGACGAGACAGCAACAGAACAAAAGCUACAAAGAGGUAUGUGCUCCAGUCCAGGAGAAGUGCAGAUUUUUGCUUUAUGAAGUCAGACCCGCCACCAGCUACGAAGUGAUGGGGUAUCAGAGACUCAAACUACUCUAUACUGUUCCCAAGUUCAAAAGGGUUGUCCUCAGUGUUAUUGCGGAUAACAGGAAAAAAAGGACAAAUGCCCAUGAGAUGGUGAAGAAGAAAAAAAAGGAGAAUAAGGAGAGUGGGAAGCUCGAUGACAUUGUCAACACGUCUAUUCAGAUAUCGAGCCUCCCCGAGGAAAAAGAAAAAUUUUUUGGAGAUAAGCAGACUAUGAGAAACAUCGUGCUCCAACAACUGGACAAAUUGAACACUAGAUCAUUAAUUAUUGACUGCAAUGAAUUGAUGAACGAGGUGGUGGGAUUUGCUGUAUCUGAGGAUGGAGGAGGGAAUAUUGUAGAGACGUUGAGGAGAGCUAUGUACUGCCAAAUUCAAAGGGUGAAGAUGAGGGAGAAAGGGAUCAAGAUGAUUCUCGAAUUGUUGAAGAAGGACCACCUCGUCACAUCAGUCAGAUAUUCCCUAUUAAAUGGCUGGUUGGGCUUGAUCCCAGAGAGCAAACGUCCUAGUCAGACACGAGUGGUCACUCAUUGUCUCAGCAAUAUCCAGCUGGUGACUCCUUAUCAGAGGGCCAAGAUUAUAAUUUCUGAGGCUGAGAUAACGUGCUGGACAAUUGAGGCCCUCCGGGCUUACGUCAUCCAGGCAGAGCUUCCCAAUAAGGACAAGGUGAGUGGAAAGAGUAGCCUCAACCAGGGGACUUACACCUGGCUGAGAAAAUUGCCUCGUGCAAGAUUUCUUUUGACAAUCAUCGGGAUGCUGACGAGUCAUCACCACGCCAAUGAAAUCGGUCUCCUGGUGAACUCUGGCUUGAUUUCCAGUGUCUUAACUCUUCUUCGACAGAUCGGUCCGACCCCCAUGGGGAUGAUGACGGAGUCUGCGAGACUGAAGAAACAGCAAAAGAGUUCUUACGUUUCGGCAAUUUACGAGGAUGUUCUCCACAAGAAUAAACCACCUGCUGUUCAGCUGAGUGGUGCUGAGCUUGCUGCCCUCAUGAAAAUUGGAACGAGAGUGGUGAGGGGAGUCGAUUGGAAGUGGGGUGAGCAGGAUGGGACGCCUCCUGGGGAGGGAAAGGUGAUUGGAGAGCUGGGAGAUGAUGGAUGGAUCAGGGUCCAAUGGGACAAUGGCACUACCAACUCCUACAGGAUGGGAAAGGAGGGGAAAUACGAUUUGAAAUUGGCUGAGCCCCCAGCCCCUCCUGAGAGUGACUCUGACAGCGACUCUGGCUUACCACCAGCAGAUUCUAAAAAACCUGAGGAUCUCUCCCUCGGGAGCAGGGAAUUUCAUCCCACCACCUACCUCAAGAGUGCCUCCAAAAAUUUAUUGAGAAUUAUUCUCCUCUCCUGUGGAGUCAAUGCCAAUGGUGUCGACAAAUCUGCCAUUAAAAUUCUCGUUUCGAUUAUCAGAGGGAUAAUUUCAACUGCUAAUCGACCUGGUACUCACGGAAAUUCUACUGUAUCUGAUCUCGCCAGGGAGCAUCACGAGUCUUGGGCGACCCUGGGACUUCUCAAGACUAUUGCCAAUUCUCAGGUAUCUUUCUGUCGGGCCCUGAGCACUCCAGCCUGGAUUGAUUUUUUUCUCAGCAUCAUCUCCGAGGAAUCAGAGGCCAAUCUGGGGAAACAGAUUAUGGCAAUCAAGCUCCUCUUCGCUGUUCUCAAAUCCUGGCCUGAGAACGAUGGAGAGAUGACACACCUGUUGGAGAAGUUGUUUAAAAUUCUCGGGCAAAUUGGCUUGCACUGCACUGCCAACUGCACCGUCACCACUGGAGACCAGAUGGAAUUCCAUAACACCAAGUGCCGUGUCUCUAUUACAGCCUCUCACAGCUCCACGCUCGCUGAGGAGUUAAUUCUCCUUAUUCGAGGGCUCCACCUACUGCCAGGAUGGCAACUCCCCCUCAACUGCUAUCUCGCCUCCAAAUUAUCACUGGCAUCAGAUUUAUUGAGUGAUGGACCACUCUUUCACAUCAGAAUGAAUGAGAACGGUGGAGAGCAUAGUAUGACCAUUCAACAGACUGUGAUGGCAGCUCUGAUUGUCGUCGGAGGCUUGGACAAUCGUCCCAGGAUGGGAGGAACCGUCGAGGUAGACAACGACGUCGGGAUAGUCUACAGAUUCACACCUCACUCGAAGCUAGUUCUCCAGAUGCAUGACGAGAAUGGAAAAACAGGAAUUCUGAGGAAAGUUCCUUUUUCUGGGGUUAAAAAUGUCUCCGAGAAGUUUCACCUAGACAGAAUGCCGAUGACAGAGUCUCUACUAUCGAUUUGGGCGAAUAUUCUUCUUCUGGGGAACACCAAUAAUAAUUUAAAUGGUAGAAGACCAGGCUCGGGAAUGCCUGUGAUUGCAGGUGUCGUCAAUGCAUCGAUUCUUCGCACCCAGCAGCAGCAACUAGCAGCUCUAAACGCAGGGAGGAGCCUCCUGGAGCACCAGGGUAAGCUACGACAAGUUCUCAAAUUUUCUCUCUCUGUAAUGACAGCCGAUAAACUCGAUGAUGAUGACGAGGAUGGCAGGGGGGAUGGCGAGAUGAGGGUUCUCUUCCAGGAGUUGUUGGUCAGAGCCAUCAAACCUCAGCCGCUCAAGCCUAUUUUUAAGAGAGAGGAACUCGACGCUGCGGCUCUAGCGGUCUCUCAGUACUUGGCUGUCGAGCUGAGGUAUCGAGCUGGGGUACACAAUCCUGGGGCUCUCUCCGAACCCACUACACCAACUUCUGACUGCUCUCUAGCUUCUCUGUCGUCCAGUCAGAAGAGACACUGCAGAAGUGGCAAAAAAAUAAUCACCAGUCGACAGGCUGCCAAUCCUCUCGUCACACAACUGACGGAGAUGGGCUUUCCCAAGAAAAGCGUCGAGUCCGCCAUUAGAAAUAUCAGUCUCAUAGAGGGAAUCAACAUUACUCCUGAGAACGUUGUCGUCUGGCUAGUGGAGAGGGCAGAAAUAAGAGCUUUUACAGAUUCUGAACAUUUACCAGAGUCGAGCUCUGAUGCAGGAUCAGAUGACUCCGAGGAGUCCUCUAGUGAGGAUUGCAAUGAGCACUCAUCACUCUCCAUCCCAGGAGUCACUACCCCUGUGGUAAUUCCCACCUCUACUUACGAUGACGUUCUCAAAGCUGCUGCUAAUGCACCUCAGAGCUUCAUGAAACGCUCUGAUUUCCUCUCAUUUGACGAGUAUGCAAUGUACGUCCGGGAUAAUGUGACUGUGGGGAUGCUGGUGAGGUGCUGCAAGAGUUACGAGGAGGUGGAGUACGGGGAUAUUGGCCAGGUCGCCAAGAUUGAUCCUGAGGGGCUACACGAUCUUAAUGUCCAGGUCGCCUGGCAGCAUACGGACGGCACUUACUGGGUCAGGUUCAUUCACAUUGAACUCUUGGGUCAUCCUCCCACCCUGCCAACUCCACCCGCUGCCCUCAAGGUUGGCGACAAGGUCAGAGUGAAGACCUCGGUAACGGUUCCCAAGUACAAGUGGGGCUCUGUGAAUCAUUCGAGUGUUGGAGUCCUCACUGCCAUUAUUAAUAAUGGAAAGGAUGUGUCUGUGGAUUUUCCCCAGCAGAGUAACUGGACUGGGUGUAUGAUGGAGAUGGAGAGGGUGCCAUCGUGUCACCAUGCAGUCACUUGCAACUCCUGCCACUUGUCACCGAUCUCUGGUGCUCGUCUCAAGUGCAAAGCCUGCGAGAAUUACAAUCUCUGUGAGAAUUGUUUCUACACGAAGAGAUGUCAUCGUCAUGGUUUUAAUAGAAUUGCAGAACCAGGAUCCGCUGCUGUAUACGCAGGAAAACCUGGCAGAUACCACUACCGCCGAGACAUCACCGAGUCCUCCCUGAUAGAGGAUUGGUCAAAGUGCAUCAGGACCCUAAUUGUCUCCUCUCGUGAUAACUGGGCGACGAGACUCGUUGAUGGAUCUGGAAAAUUCUGGCAAAGUUGUGGACAAAGAGGAAAGCACUGGAUUCGUCUAGACAUGAUGCCCAAUAUUCUCAUUGAGUCCCUGAAGAUCACUGUCACACCUGAGGAUGGUAGUUACAUGCCAUCGGUGAUCGCAGUGAACGCAGGGGACUCUUUCAACUCCCUUCUGGAACUCGCCACAAUCACUGUGAGAAAUACAGACGAAUGCGUCACACUUCUUCAAAAUAUGAGGGAAUACUACAGCUGCAUCGAGAUUGCAAUAAAGCAGUGCAGAAAUGGUGGUAUAGACUGUAAAGUUCACAGCCUCCAGAUUGUCGGUAAGAAGAAGCUCUUUGAGAAUCAACUGGCAACAUCUGUGUCCUUUUUGGCGUCUGACUGGGAAGCGGUCCAGGAGCAAAUCUCAGGAGCUCCUCACAGGGGUAGAAUCGUGGUGGAUGGCUAUUCCCCUCGACUACAUGAGCAACUGCAGCAGCACUCUGCUGUCUACGUGUGGGGCCUCAACGACAAGGACCAGUUGGGUGGCCUCAAGGGAUCGAAAAUCAAGCUGCCAGAAUACAGUGAUGUUCUCUCCAAGCUAAAACCCGUCCAGAUUGCUGGGGGUAGCAAGACCCUUUUUAUCGUCACUCAGGAGGGAAAACUCUACGCAUGUGGAGAGGGAACCAAUGGACGACUGGGACUGGGGGACAACAAUAACGUUUACGAACCCAAAUUAAUUCCUUUUCUCAGUCAGUACAUUAUCAAGAAGGUCGCUGUGCACUCGGGGGGUACCCACGCAAUUGCCCUCACUCAGGAUAGCAAGGUCUUCUCCUGGGGGGAGGGAGAGGAUGGAAAACUGGGGCAUGGCAACAGGUUGUCCCUGGAUAAGCCAAGAUUGAUAGAGGCAUUUAAAUCGAAGAGAAUCAGGGACAUUGCCUGUGGCUCUGGCCACUCUGCGGCUAUCUCCAGCAAUGGGGAGCUCUACACCUGGGGACUGGGGGAGUACGGGCGAUUGGGACAUGGGGACACUGCCACACAACUCAAACCCAAACUGGUUGAAGCACUUGUCGGACAGAGGGUCAUUCAGAUAGCAUGUGGAAGCAAGGAUGCCCAAACUCUAGCACUCACGGAGGACGGGUCUGUCUAUUCCUGGGGGGAUGGUGACUUUGGUAAACUUGGAAGGGGCGGCAGUGGUGGCUGUUACACUCCCCUUCUUGUUGAUCGUCUGAAUAACCUCGGGGUCGUGCAAAUCGAGUGCGGAGCCCAGUUUUCUCUAGCCCUCACCAAAUACGGCGAAGUCUGGACCUGGGGUAAGGGUGAUUACUAUCGCCUGGGACACGGUAAUGAUCAGCACAUCAGAAGGCCAACAGUUAUAGAGGGCUUGAGAGGGAAGAAGGUGACUCAUGUGGCUGUAGGGGCUCUUCACUGUCUCGCUGUCACUGACACAGGCCAAGUGUACGCCUGGGGGGACAACGAUCAUGGCCAGCAGGGCAAUGGCACAACCAUUGUAAACAGGAAGCCCUCACUGGUCCAUGGCCUGGAGGAUACGAAAAUCAACAGGGUGGCUUGUGGCUCCAGUCACAGUGUCGCCUGGAUCCUUCCUGAUCAGCCGGCAACGAAUAAUCAGGAGCCUGUGAAGUUCUCCACUGGAAAAGAUCCAUUGGGACAGGUGUCCUUGGGCUUCGGAGACAGCCACGGCGAUUCCAUCUCCUCGGGGACCAUCAUCUCCACAAAAAAUGUGAGACCAUCUCUCUCUAAUAUUAUUCUCUCUCUUGAGAGCAAUGUGGCCAAACAGCAGGCCCUGCAACACGUCAUAAACGCCCUCGAUAUCAUCCAGGCGAGGACUGCUAUUGUUAUCGCACUCAAAAGCCACAACGCCCUCACCACCAAUGACUCUACAGCCGCAACCCUCUUGAGGGGUGUUAAUACAAUUUCUCAGCCUGAUACUCCCACUGGCGAUCUAUCAAUUGCAGGAACACCCAUGGUAAUGAGUGGAAAUCUCACUGGAGUUUAUCAGAAUGUCGGUGAGAUUGCCCAGGGUGGAGGCGAGGCACCUGCAGAAGUGGGGAGCCUCCACCAUCAUCAUAAUCACAACCCAACCUCUGGGAAGAACAGCCCCAGGACUGUUUCCUCGAUAACGGCAUUGGAGGAACAAAUUCCCUCGGCAAUCAGUACAAUUAGCAAUUAUUUCCCCUCGAUGUCCAGCUCAGCCAGUCUCUCCUCGAGGGCUUCCAGGAUGUCGACCAGUGCAGCAGCGAUGAGUGUGAUCGCAGCGACUUUAACUUCACAUGCUCAGGUCGUCGGGGAUGAUCACGAUAAUGGGGAGAGUGGCUUGGAUGAAUUCACGUCGACACUGACGGAGGACGAUGCCAGGAUGCUCGUGGAUUUACUCAAGCUCGCUGUCGCCAAUAGAGUCUGUGAGGGCGCCAGGGAGACCAUCUCCUCAAUUCUCAUCGCCCUGGCAAAAUCCUCCUCGAGGCAUUCCCACAGCAUUAAGAAUAUGUUACUUGAGUUGUGUGUUACCGAGUUGGAGGAUACUGCAGCCAACUCAAACUGCAUGAAUAAUGCACCAAAGCCAGUGGUCCAGGAGACACCACACCCCUACAUCGACGAUACGACCCUCACUGGACAUGUCAAGAUCCCCGGGGCUGAGGCACUCCGAGUGGAGUUCGAUCGUCAGUGCUCGACAGAACGUCGACACGAUCCUCUCACAAUAAUGGAUGGGGCUGGGAGAGUGGUGGCAAUAAAAUCCGGGCGUGAGCCGAGCGAGUGGUCUGCGGAGAUCAGGAUACAGGGUGACGAGCUCUUCUGGAGGUUCACGUCUGAUGGCUCGGUGAAUGGCUGGGGCUGGAGGUUUACGGUUCAUCCUAUCCUGGCUGUUCUCUCCCCUCACGAAUUGGGAUCUGAUCGAGCUGUGCUGGCGCAGCCCUCAAUCGCCCUGGUGGAGUGCCUCCUGGACAAUUCUCUGAUUAUUGCCACAGCGAAUAACUCCUCGGAAAAGAGUAUCGUGUCGAGGCUGGCGGCAUGCCUUGCGCAGUGCAGUCAGUUGAGUAUUUUAACUGCUCAACAGAGAAUGUGGGGCCUGAAGAAAUUGCAGGUGGUUUAUAUGAGCUGUGGGCCAGGAAUCAGGGGGGACACUGCCCUUUCGACGCUCCUGGGGUCUCUGCCCCAGGCCCUCCUUAAACAGUACGAGUACGAGGACCCUGCGGUCAGGGGUGGCAAACAGCUGAUGCACAGUGACUUCUUCAAGGUCUUAGUGGGACUUGCGUGCGAACUGGAGCUCGAUACCAUGCCCUGCUGUUCGGAAAUUCACAAGUGGUCGUGGUUCAAGAGAUAUUGCCUCGCUGCGAGGGUCGCCAAGUCCCUUAUCAAUAGGACAGCCCUUCCCAAGAGCUUCUGCGUGGAUGUCACCAAGAGGAUCAACGAGAUGAUGAAUGCAGAGGGAGAGCCCCAUCUCAGCCACCGAGAGAUACCUCCCCACGAGAGCCACGAGUUAUUCAGGCGGGAGCACGACGAACAGCUGCUUUUAUGGCUAAAUCGAAGACCCGAGGACUGGACCCUCUCUUGGGAUGGCUCUGGUGCCAUUUAUGGGUGGGGACACAAUCACAGGGGCCAGCUUGGUGGACUUGAGGGGGCUAAGGUGAAGCUUCCAUCCCCCUGCGAGAGCCUCUCAGCCCUGAGACCUGUCCAGCUCGCUGGAGGAGAGCAAACCCUCUUCGCAGUGACUGCAGAUGGCAAGAUCUACGCUACUGGUUAUGGGGCAGUGGGGAGACUGGGCAUCGGUGGGACUGACUCUGUAAUGGUGCCAACCCUCCUCGAGUCCAUUCAGCACGUGUUCAUAAAAAAACUAGCUGUCAACUCAGGGGGAAAACACUGUUUGGCUCUUUCGUCAGAGGGACACGUGUACUCCUGGGGUGAGGGGGAUGAUGGGAAGCUGGGUCAUGGCAAUCGAAUGUCAUACGAUCGACCGAAGUUGAUUGAGGCCCUUCUCGGGACUGAGGUUGUGGAUAUCGCGUGUGGGGGUCACCACAGCGCUGCCAUCAGCUCCGCUGGAUUGCUCUACACCUGGGGAAAGGGGAGGUACGGUCGUCUCGGCCACGGUGACAGCGAUGACCAGACCAAACCCAAAGUUGUGGCUGCACUUCAGGAAUACAAGGCUGUGGAUGUGGCAUGUGGUAGUGGAGACGCCCAGACUCUCUGUGUCACGGAUGACGACAAUGUGUGGAGUUGGGGGGACGGGGACUACGGCAAACUGGGGCGUGGGGGAAGUGAUGGCUGUAAAACACCCAUGAAGAUCGAGUCGUUGGCUGGAUUGGGAGUAGUCAAGGUCGAAUGUGGCAGUCAGUUCUCGGUAGCUCUGACCAGAUCUGGAGCUGUGUACACCUGGGGUAAAGGAGACUACCACCGUCUGGGUCACGGUACGGAUGACCACGUGAGGAGACCCCGAAAGGUCGCCGCCCUCCAGGGCAAGAAGAUCAUCUCCAUUGCCACUGGCUCUCUCCACUGUGUUGCAUGCUCUGACAAGGGAGAAGUCUUCACCUGGGGCGAUAACGAUGAGGGACAGCUGGGGGACGGUACCACUAGUGCGCUACAGAGGCCCAGACUCGUUCAUGCACUCCAGGGCAAGAAAAUCACCAGAGUCGCCUGUGGCAGCGCUCACACACUCGCUUGGAGCACCACCAAAGCCACGCAGAGCAAAUUACCAGCCUCCACACCCAUGGAGUACGAUCUCGUCAAGGAUCUUCCCUUCUCUGCUCUUCAUAAUCGAUUGGUGUUGCUCCACCAUUUUGCCGAGUUACUCUGCCCCUCCCUCGUUAUGUUUCCCAUUGCUGGACACGUGGGGCUCAAUAAACUCGCACCAAUGCUGGUGUAUAGCAUCAAGGAGGCGACUUUCAGAAAAGUCGUUCAAGCCACCAUGGUGAGGGACAGACAGCAUGGCCCUGUCAUUGAACUCAAUAGAAUUCAGGUGAAGAGGGCGAGAAGCAGGGGAACUGGGCUCGCUGGUCCGGAUGGAAUAAAAUCGGUGUUUGGACAGAUGGUGGGAAAAAUGGGACUGUUGACACAGGAUGUUUUGUUUCUGCCCCACAGAGUGUGGAAAGUCAAGUUCGUUGGGGAGAGUGUUGAUGAUUGCGGGGGUGGCUACAGCGAGAGCAUCGCCGAGAUGUGUGAUGAGCUACAGAAUGGAUCUCUUCCACUGUUCAUUCCAACUCCAAAUGGACGUGACGACAGUGGAACUAAUAGAGACUGCUUUUUAUUCAAUCCUGCAGCCAAAUCGGCGCUCCACGUUAACAUGUUCCAGUUUUUGGGAAUAUUGAUGGGAAUUGCCAUCAGGACUGGGAGUCCCUUGAGCUUGAAUCUUGCGGAACCAGUGUGGAAGCAGCUCGCAGGAAUAUCGUUGGCUCCCGGGGAUCUUACGGAAAUCGACAGGGAUUAUGUGCCAGGACUGCUCUGCAUCAGGGACAUGGACCCUGAUGAGAAGGUCUUUCAAACCCUGGAGAUGCCAUUCUCAACACCCUCCGCUGCUGGUCACGAUGUGUCCUUAUCAAAUAGAUACAGGAAAAUCACUACUGAGAAUAGGCAUGAGUAUGUGAGACUUGCUCUGAACUACAGGCUUAGGGAGUUCGAUGGACAGGUGAGGGCUGUGAGGGAGGGAAUGGCCAGGGUCAUUCCUGUGCCGCUUCUCGCGUUAUUCAGUGGAGCUGAGCUUGAAACUAUGGUCUGUGGGAGCCCUGAUAUUCCUCUUGGAUUACUCAAGUCUGUAGCUACUUACAAAGGGAUUGAGGCCACCUCUGCACUUGUACAGUGGUUCUGGGAGGUAAUGGAGGAGUUUUCAAAUCAAGAGAGGUCCCUCUUCUUGAGAUUCGUGUGGGGGAGAACCAGACUCCCCAGGACUAUCGCCGACUUCAGGGGACGAGACUUUGUUCUUCAGGUGAUGGACAAGUACAAUCCCCCAGAUCACUUCCUCCCAGAGAGUUACACCUGCUUUUUCCUGCUGAAGAUGCCCCGCUACUCGUGCAAAUCGGUGCUCCGUCAAAAACUGAAAUACGCCAUCCACUUCUGCAAGAGCAUCGACACCGACGAGUACGCCAGAGUCCAACCAGCUACAAAUUCAGACACAGACGACACAGACAGUCUCGCCAGUGAGGAGCACACCUCCCUCUAGUUUUAGAUCUCUAGGAGUUGACCA